Folsomia candida is the source of this 11525-nucleotide messenger RNA. RefSeq names its product serine/threonine-protein kinase WNK2. Gene Ontology annotation, biological process: negative regulation of sodium ion transport; intracellular signal transduction; positive regulation of sodium ion transmembrane transporter activity. Gene Ontology annotation, molecular function: potassium channel inhibitor activity; protein serine/threonine kinase activity; chloride channel inhibitor activity. Lineage: Eukaryota; Metazoa; Arthropoda; Collembola; Entomobryomorpha; Isotomidae. Gene Ontology annotation, cellular component: cytoplasm. The record is from RefSeq and is a predicted model, not a curated record. The transcript has 24 exons. Bases 577 to 9807 code for a protein of 3076 amino acids.
GAAGUUCAACCCAUGUCUCUGGAAGGACGAAACCAAAAAAGUUGGUCAGACACCCACAAUACACACAAUAAAAUUGAUAAGACAGGGAUCUGGAUUGACGAUAAGAGGGGGUCACGUAACCAGUAGGGACGAGACACGAGAGGAAAUAAGUUUCAGAUAAUUCAAACAAAGCUAGUCGGCCCUACACCCUAAAUAAAGAUGACGCAUAUUAUGACUAUGAUUAUAACUCUGACGUAAUAUUGGAGAUCCCAUAUGCGGCAAUGGAUCUCAUCCUCGCUCUGAUUAUCUGUGUUACAAGCAUAUCAAUAUUUAUCCUCCGAUCAAAAUUCCAAUUGAACAAGUUGACUCGAGAGUUGCGCGAGUUAAGGAAAGAACAAGCCUUUCAAACCGAACAAAUCCAGCACCUACAAGAGGAACAGAGACGUCUUGCAUUCCAAGUUGCACGUCUUCACCUCGCUCGAGUCCAGGAGAGGCGACACGCAUAAAAAGCAAAGAAAUUAAAACAUCAACUGUGCCGUGCGGUGGUGUCUAUUAGAGUGUGUGUGGCGACUUGAUUAAUAUUUCCUGGUUGAGGAAAUGCUGAAAAAUCAUUCACCAUCUUCCAACCGAACCACUAACAAUAAUGGAGUAGAAGUCGCACUGGAUAACUCCAAGAGUAAUAAGAGCAAGAGUCCAUCAGCAACAGCAGAUACUACUUCCGCAAAGCACAUAACCACUACACCCAGCUCAAUUAGUACUACUACCACUAAUACUGCUCCUCCUCCCUUAAACAAACCACCUGCCGCUACCCCAACCAAUAUCCGGCGAACGAGAGUAUUCACACCAAGUAAUAAACGAUCUGCGAGUGCCGCCAGUGGUGGAGGAGGAGGAGGGAGAAGUCCGACACGGAGUAAUUCUUCGUCUUCCUCUUCGAUAUCUGCGACUUCUGGAGUCUCGUCAUCCAGACAUUCUUGCGUCGACCGGAGACGUUCCGCUCCAACCACGGGGGCAAACAGUAGCAACGCCAACGCCGCCACGACAACGACGACGACGACUGAAGGAGGAGGUGGAGGAUCAACUUUUUCUCCUUCCACCACUACCGCCAUCACUACUGGAGUAGGAGGAGUAGCUACACCACCCACAACUAGCACUAGUAGUAAUCGUCAUCAUAAUUGUCAACAGGGUCAUCAAAGUGGUGGUGGUGGUCAGCAUCUCCAUCAUCAAAUAAGUGCUCCUUCACCUCAAUCGGGAAAUCGAAAUCCAGCACUAUCCAACCGGGCAAGUAGUUCCUGUACAACAAACAUCGCGCCCACGGCUGUCCGUCAUCAACAAAACCGGAUAAGGUCGCCAUCUCCUCACUCCCUCCUGUUGAGAAGACACAACACGACGACUGGAAUUGAAGAGAGUAGUGGUUCGACAGGAGAUAUUCGUCAACCAUCCCUCAGGGGUAACGGUCGUCAAACGUCGCUGGACUCGUUUCUUCCUCACAAACAUAAUGUGACGACGACCACGACAACGGACCAUCUUCAUCACUCUUCCUCUACCACGUCCGAGGGGAAAAGAACGAAUGUCGACAGUGGAGGUGGAGCAGGGAAAAAUAACAAGAUCAUCAUUGAGGUCGGUGGUGAUGGAAGUAGUGCAACGACCCAUUCCAUCAUUAGCGGAGGAAAAAAAUCACCAGGAGCCACCAACAAGUCGUCGACACCCAUUCCUGCAUCCCGCAUUGUUAAUACCACAAGUCAAGAACAAGAUAACAACGUUGCAAAUAAUAACGUUCCACCUCCAACAGACGAUGUCGAUCUUGUCACCAGCACCCUCAAGAACGAAUUAUUGUUGGAAUGUAUUAAAGAAGAACCACGCACUUCCUCUAGGGGUAGUUCUCUAACCACCACAACGACGACUUUGUCCACUUCCAAAACUAAUAUUAUAAUGGCCACAACUACGACUGCUGAAGGGAACGUGGACGAGGAAAAGGAUUCCUCUAGUACGACCAAACAAGAACCUGACGACAAAGACCCAGUCGAUCCCACCACCACCACCACUCCACUACAAGAUGGUAGUAUAGUCCCCAGUAGUGUCAUCACGACAGAUGCUGCUGCCACCAUCACCACUGCGACUACCACUUUGGAUAUCGAUUCUGCCACGAAACAGGCCGCCCAACAACGCGUCCGCUCUGACACUGAGGAGGGUGAGGAUGAAGCCGUCGACGUCAGCCCGGACGGACGCUAUCUAAAAUUCGACGAGGAAAUUGGUAGAGGCAGUUUUAAAACGGUGUAUCGCGGAUUGGAUACGCAAACCGGGGUUUCAGUGGCGUGGUGCGAGUUACAGGAGAAGAAAUUGAGCAAGACUGAACGCCAGAGAUUUCGCGAAGAGGCGGAAAUGCUAAAAGGGCUUCAACACCCUAACAUUGUCCGUUUUUAUGACUAUUGGGAGGUUUCUGGCACCAAAAGAAAAUAUAUCGUACUCGUAACCGAGCUAAUGACUAGCGGAACACUUAAAAUGUAUCUGCGUCGAUUUAAGAAAAUUAAUUUAAAAGUGCUAAAGUCCUGGUGUCGCCAAAUAUUGAAAGGCCUUUACUUCCUCCACUCCAGAACGCCCCCAAUCAUACACAGAGACUUGAAAUGUGACAAUAUUUUCAUUUCGGGGACCACUGGUUCCGUGAAGAUUGGUGAUUUGGGUCUCGCCACCCUCAAAAAUCGCUCCUUUGCCAAGUCAAUCAUCGGCACGCCAGAGUUCAUGGCGCCCGAGAUGUACGAAGAGCACUAUGACGAGAGUGUGGACGUGUACGCGUUUGGCAUGUGCAUGUUGGAGAUGGCUACUUCCGAAUAUCCUUAUUCUGAGUGCACAGGACCCGCUCAGAUCUACAAGAAGGUCGUAUCGGGAGUCCGUCCCAAUAGUUUUGAAAAAAUCGAGACACCAGAAAUUCGCGAAAUAAUUGACCAAUGUAUCCGCUUGAAUAGAGAGGAGCGUCCGUCAGUUAAAAAAUUGCUAAGUCAUGAGUUCUUCGAAGAAGACCCUGGACUGAAGAUAGAAUUAGUCAAUCGAGAAGACGCUUUAAAUCUGGACGCUACGAAGGUGGAAUUUCGUCUCCGCGUCGUUGAUCCGAAGAAGAGGAGUAAUAAAUACAAGGAGAAUGAAGCCAUUCAGUUCGAAUUCGACAUUGUUAACGAUAAUCCAGAAGAAGUGGCACAAGAAAUGGUGAAAACUGGCCUCCUCGUCGAAGAGGAUAGUAAACUAGUCGGGAAGAUGUUACGAUCUCAAGUUGGUGGGCUGAGUCGUGAGAGGGAAGAUCGUCGCAAAUCGGCGGCUUUGUUGAAUCUCCAACUGGAAUCAGGCUACGUCACAAUGCAGACAGGAGACCACCAACACUUGAUCCACCAAGGUCAAGCCAUUUAUAUCCAACCGCCCCAGCAACAGCAAAUCUACACGCAUCAGGGCUAUCUCACCCCCGCCUUUCCCGUUGCAGGUGGACCGUUCGGUUCUCCACAGCCAAAUCCCAAUGGAACUCCCGUCUUUACCACCGCGUCUCCUUCGUACAUUAGUGUUGGUGACCCUGGCCAAUUCGCCACAUUUCAGAACAGUCCCCAACUUUAUGUGACUCAGCAAAUUGUCACAACCACGCCAAUGGCUGUCCCCAUACAUCCACAACAGAUACUUGGGUCGACAUCUCAUCCUUCCCUCCUCCCACUCACGGGCACUUCCUCCGCUGCCGAUACGCCCACAUCAGAAACUAUUUCACAAAAAGAUCUCGACCUCGUCUCUCCACUUAGCCAGUUCCUCCUCUUGCAAGAAAGUUUUAGCCCCAUCACCGUCACGGCACCAAUCCCCAAUGAUACCAUGGUAGUCACCUCUGAUGCCAAGAACUAUCCAGUCAUGACUGAAUCCGUGACGCAACCACAAUUUUUUUCUGAACAACAACAUCAAUCAACUCUACACAAUGAAAGUGACCCAUCUGCCGUUGUCCCUGCUGUUGCUGCUACUGCUGCUUCAAUAACUAAUCAUAAUAAUAAUCCUGAUAAUAAUAACGCUGCUAAUGUUGCUGAUAUUGCUACGACAUCGUCGGAGACACCGAGUGAAGUGCAGCAACUGCCGCCAUUGGUUCUAAAUUUGCAACAGAAUACGUUCAUACCCCCCACCAACGUCUUAACCAACCCUCCUGGUACGACCCCUACGACCAACUUAGUCAUUCCCGUCCCUACGCAAACUCCCGCAUGCAACUCAUCAGUACCUGUCUUAUUUGGAGGACCACAACAGUCUGCCAAUACCGUCGUCGCCAGUGAUUCCUCUUUGAUUCCAUUUCUUGCCGCACCUCCAGAAGGAAGAAGUAAAACGCCACAACCAGGAACAUUGCCAAAUAGUUGUGACCCUACCAUAAUCCAGCAAAAAGAAGCCACACCACCACAAGAUCUCCCUCCUCUUCCUCCUUCUGCACCCACUAUCCAAGUCCAAGAACAAGAUCCCACCUUGGUCCCUUCACAAACUCCAGCCGCUCUACUAGUUCCUCCCUCAACGUCCUCCUCGGAAAAUAGUCGUCGUCCCUCAACCAUCAUGUUGGGCGAACUCAGUGAAGACGCCCAACGUCUCAACAGCGAACUUGUCUCUGUAUUUUUGGACGGAAAUAGACGGGACUCGGUCGUCUCCAUACCCACAUCCGUCGUAGGUGGUGGUGAUCGGUGUGGGAUGGGUGGCGGAUUGAGUGAGGAGGACUUUAGCAAUUCCAACUCGAAUUCGUCGACCCAUACGAGUAGUCAUAUUUCCCCCUCCGCUGUAAAACCCAGAGAAAAAUCAUCCCCAACCGGAAUCAAGCUACAACUGGAUAUUGCAACGGCCCAGAGAUUUCAACAACAGCAAAUUGAUGCCAUGAUAGCAUCUGGAAUGCCGGCCGGAAUACCACAAUCCGCACCGUGCAUGGGGGAUCAACAGCAUCUGCUCAAUCAAGAGCAAACCAUGCCCCAUGCAGAAAGCAUGAUGACCGACCUGAGCUCUACCGACCCUGCCGAAACUGAACGCCGUGCCGAGAAGAAGAAGCUUGUCCGUCGUCGCAAAACUGGGGAUAAAGGUCCCAAACUAACGCUCCUCAGCGUCAACGGAACUGUGGUUGAAUGUCAGUUAGAGACAGGAAAGCAGAAAACUGUCACGUUCAAGUUCGACUGUGAGGACCUCGUUCCAUCAGACGUGGCAAAAAAUUUGGUGGCGGAAAAUCUACUGUCAGACUCCCACCUGGAAACGUUUGUCGAAAUGGUGGAGGAUAUCAUGCAUCAAGUGAGGGCGAAACCUGGCACCAUGCCCGUGGUGAGACAUCCCAUGGACAAAGCACUGGCCCACUCCGACGGAGGGUUGGACGGUGGCGAAAUGCAGUUCAAGCUUUCGGAAGGGAUUCCUUUGGGUUGUCUGCGAGAAGAGGAGUACGAGAUGUCAUUUGACCAAAAUGACUCCCCCGACUCGUCCCUAUGUUUGCAGCAUCCUCAACCUUUACAACAAGCACCUGCCACUGCGCCAGUGAUCUCUUCAUCAAAUGCUUCCUCUGGAUCCCGAUUCAAAGUCACUCCCGUGAAAGAAGAGUCUCCUGCACCGGAUGACGCAUCACUAGCUUCUCAACUCCAGUUCAUGACUAAUCAGCCGAACAAUGCUCCUUUGGAACACCACGAACAUGCCCCAUUCCCAAGUUACGGUCAAAACCAAGGACAACCUUACAAUGCGGUAGAUGGGCCAUCAUCAUUGCAGCCUCAAAUUGAACAGCAAUCUCAAUCUCAACCACAGCAGUUGCAACAACAACAACAGCAGACCCAACAACAUCAAAUUCCAUCUGAAGGAAUUCAAAGUGGUAGAAACCAACACCCUGGCUUCUCUCAGUCCGACUAUCAUCCAACAAUGCCUCAAAAUUUCCCUCAUUUCCUGGAAAAUUUUGAAAACUCUUUACAAGGCACGCCAGAAAUGACACUGAUUACGGGAGGUGAUUCUAAAAGAGGAAUGCUGCAGCAAGCUUCUCUCGACAAGGAUAAGCCGGAUAGCGGUCCCUUCACUUUUGAAGAUCUUCAACAAAAGCUGCAAAUGGUGACACAUCCGCCUACUCAAGCUUCCACGGCAUCCACGAACGUCCCGUCCGGUGGAGAUAACCCUGCAAAUGUAAAUGUUGGUGGGACUGAACCUUCUCCUAGUAAUCAGGGUGGACUCACAUCAGAAGAUAACAACACUGCUGGUGGUGGUGGCGUUGCCGAGAACAAACCACUCCUCGAGGUCAAAUCUAUUCGUCGCGGCAGAUUCAGCGUUGUGACUCACAAGCCGGAAGAGAUCGAGGAGGUCGUUCCCCUCAUUGAGAUGGGUCAUCCCCUGCCAGAUAUGAUUGGUCAGGAGGCGUAUGCUACCCAAUCUAACGCGAUGGGAGGAGGAGGAGGCUCCGGGAGUGAAAUGUAUUUUGGUCAACACCUCAAUCUUGGCCAUCUGAACCACCCACAAUAUUUCCACCAGCAACCUCACCACUUUCAUCCCCAUCAUCAGUACAUGACACCACUUGGGCAAGGGGGUUAUCUUCCGCCAGGCUCUUAUUCGCCUGGGCCACCUCAAGGACAGAUAAUGCUGGAUAAUCGGAAUCCGGCCCAUCAAGACAUACUUCUCCAGCAGCAGCAGCAACAACAGCAGCAACAACAACAACAACAGCAGCAGCAACAGCAACAGAAUAUGUACUGUCCUUCCUCGGACCAGCAACCUCCCCACCUAGAUUCUGCGGCUGGGGGUGUACCAUCCUCCUCCGAACUACAGUACUUGGAGUCGAAUCGACCUUCGUCCUCCCUCUCAACUGGUGCUCCGAGCACUCAGACCACUACUACUGGUUUCAUGAUGCCAUCUUCUUCGUCACCUCUCAUGUUUCCUGCUCCUACUCUAAUACCUUAUCUGCCCACGGGCUCUUCUUGGUCAUCGCCAACAAACUUUGCACGUCCCCCUCCUCCGCACCCGAUGAUGUACAACACUGGGGGACCACAAAAUUAUUACGGUAGUGGUGGUGGGACAAUAAUAUCCAUCCCAUACUAUGCACCGGACACUACUAUUAAUACUAGUAAUAAUAGCAACUCUUCGACACCACGUCGCCGAAAAAUCUCGGUAAUUCAACGCCCCCACGCUUUACAACUCCAACUCGCUGUCGACAAUCGUAAAAAUGACGAGAGCAACAUUACGGGUGGUAAUGAUGACAAUAAUGAUUCUACAAAACCGACUCCUGACCAACAAGCACCUCCCGAUAUGUCAUCCACCACUACAAGUGCACCUCCCACUUCACAGAUCACUGACGACGAUGGAUUCCCCUCUGCGAAACGUUCCGGCUCAUUCUCCUCCCUCCUUCUCGAGCAGAGUAAACGACGGAAUGCUGCCUCCUCCGACCUCCCCUCUAAACUUUGUGAAAUUUUCGCCUCCGGAGCCUACCGUCGACCCCAAAACCUCACCGCGAUGAAAUCCCUCACAAAGUCGUGUGCCGAUCUGCGCCGCACGGAUUCAAGUUCGUCCCCCUCUCUGCCAACCUCGCCCUUGAGCAAGGCACCACCCGCCUCACAGUUCAUCUCGGUUCCCACUUCCUCCUCGUCAUCUCCGUCCAAAGGGGAGCCUUCCAUUGUGAGCACCUCGGCACCGGACAGAUACCCGAAACUGUACCCACUUUCCCCCGACUAUUUAGAAGAGGAUGACAUUCUCCUUGAGAAACAACAUUACCAAACUAUCCACUGCUGUGCGACGAUGUCAAGUAGUCCAAAUAGGUCCAGUCUCAUGUCUCCGCCACCACGUCGCCGUCACAACGUGUUUCAACCAAGCAAUAGACCGUCCCCACUUUUGAGCAGGAAAUCCAAUGAGACGCAGUACGUUGCUAAAAACGACCAAAGUUCCAUGUCCGAUUCGGACGACGAGUAUUUCCAACACCAGUUAAAAGUGUCUCCUAUUAAAACGAGUCCCACGAAGCCGCCUGUCUUGCCGUCCUCCGCCCUACGAGACGAUCCCACCCUUCUGCUAAAAACCAAGUUGAAACAGACCCACUCACUCGUAAAUCUCCCUGCUAAUGUGCAAAAAGAAGCAGCGUCAGUUAAUAAAUUAUUGUCUCCCCCACAACAACCGUCUACACCUUCGACUGCUAAUUUCGGGUUAGGCAGUGGUCCUUGGAUUGACCCCGUGUACCACACUGUGCAUGGAUUGGCAUCCCCUUCCCGAAGUGGUGGUGGUAGUGCUGGGAACUUUGGCCCCUUUGGAAAACAAUAUUCUAGUCAUAAUAAUAGCAAUAGUUCUCGAAUGAUGACAAUGAUGCCGAUGAUGAAUAGUGAGUGGGAGUAUGACUUUGAUGGCACUGGAGGGAUUGACGAGGGAUGUUAUGACGGGGAUUACAAUGCUGACCCAGGGUUCCGUGGGUUUCCGGGAUAUGGGACGUAUUACAAUAAUAAUAACAAUAGUCGAAGGGCAGGUUCUCCCUCUGGGUCAUCGAGCGGAUAUAAGACCAUGUACCCCUCCACUGCGUAUAAUGAUCCAGGGCUGAUGAAAUUUCUUAAGGAAAGGGACAGGGAGCGAGUUUCGUACUCCACAAUGGACUACCAGAAUAUGUAUGAUGACGACAAUUCUGCACCAACCGGUGGUGGUCCAUCUGGAGAAGGAACUGGAAGACCGAAACGCAGAUCGUAUGAAAAUGAUCCCGAGUACCAAGAAUUGUUGGGAAAGCAUAAAUUGGAAGAAGAAGAAAUGCGUCGAAAACAUCGUGUAGAAUUUGACAUAUUUUUAAAACGACGUAAAGCGAGAAUAGCAGCUGCGGCUGCAGCUGCUGCAGCAUCGCAAAAUCAAGCAAGUGUUCAACAGCAGCAACAAUUACAACAACAAUCUUAUCUGGCUCAUCAACAAUACUUCCAAGCACAACAACAAGCCGCUAUGGCUGCGGCACAGUUGAUGGCUCAACAACAACAACAGCAAUACGGUAGUGGUGGGCCUCGACUUCCUGGACCAGGAAUGAUGCAGGUUCAGCAACCACCUCAGCAAGGAAACAACGACCAGUUUCAGCAACAUCUCGCUCGAUAUGCGGCCAUGGCCCAGUUGGCGUUACAGCAACAGCAGCAACAACAGAAUUAUCCAAUGCAGCAACAACAAGGUCAACCAGGUCCUAAUUUAACCCUCCCCCUCGGCCUAUCCGUCAAUUAUCAGGAACAUUUGCAGAAUAUGGUGAAUUACGGUGGUGGCGGUGAGGUUGGUGGGCACAGCGUGUCGCCAUCCCCUUCCAUCUCUCCUGGACCCGUAGCCAUGUCUCCCGUACCGUAUAACGAACAUUCCAAUAGUACAGGACAACAGAUAUCAACACAACCGGAGGGUCAUACUACCAAUGUUGUCAUGGACAGUCCAGAAAUUAGCGCUAAAAGUGGUCCCGGUUCAUCUCCAGAUACUCCGACGAGAAAUUUGGGAGGAGGAGGAGGUGGUCAAAUAAUGGAAAUGCAAUCCGGCGGUGGUGGCGGAUCUCCGUACGGAUUCGUUUCUUCGCCCUAUGGGGCUUUUAGACCAGUAAUUUCUGCCUCGAAUCCUUCCAAUCAAAUGCCUCAGUAUCAUCACCCUGCCGCCUUUGCAAGCUAUUACCUUCAGCCUCACCACACUUUCAUGGGCAUGCAACCAUUCAUGCAACAGGGCAUGAGGUAUGUGACUCCGGCCGGCAUGAUGUUCCCUGGACCUCCUCCCGCCGGUGGUCAAUGGGUUUUUGGAAAUAAUCCUCCACGGAGUGCUGGAAGUUCUAUGAAUUUAAAUUAUGGGCCACCCCUACAACAACAGCAGCAGCCAGCGAGUGGCAGUCCUUCCUCUCACAAUCCACAACAGCAACAACAAUAGACCUGGCCAUCGUCCUCGCAUUAUCCUAUGCUCGCCUUUUAAUACUAUAAUAAUUGUACAUUAAUAAUUGUAUUUGGUCCUCCUCCUAGUCAAGCCAGUUAUAAGUGUUGUACUAAAUAUUUAGUUUGCUAAAUUGGACAGCAGAUUUGUACUUCCUGUGAUGAACUACAUAAUUUUUGUAUAGCAGUUCAUUUUUGCCUAAUUAAUUUGCAUGCACUUUAGUUUGCAUAAAAAAUGAACGAAAUUCAAUGAACGAUCAAAUCAGAAUCAAAGCUAUUUGCAUUGUCAAAUUAAGUAGUACUUAUUCAGUUAACUAAUUAUUAUGAUGACGGCAACGCAGCGCAUAAAAUAAAAUCGCAUUUCAAUCAUGCAAGAAACUUGUAAAAUUAUGACAUACUCGCUUCGUCGAUCGAUAGCUAAAAAGCUAAGACUAACUGACUGGAUUGAAUCUUGAUAAAUAUUUUGUGCUACUAACUAAUACAUAAUUUAUAAAAUAAUUACUGUGUCCCUAAACAAGCUGCAUAGUUUUAAACUUAUACUUAGUAAUGCUUAUUAGUUCGAAAACGUUGAAAACAUAGUGUUCAGUAGAAAGUCGUUUUACACCAUCAUGAAAACGAAUCAAAGCAUGUUACACAUAAUUAUAGCAACCCAUGUGUAUUAAUAAUUGUUGUACGAUUGACCAACCAAGCAAGUUUGUGUGCAGUUUGCUGAUAAAAACUAUAAAAAGUACUUUUGUAACUUUAAGAAAAAGUAACGUCUUAUCGACUGAUAUCAUUUACGGAUUGUAUAUGUUCAAGUACGAACAAUUGGUGAACACCACGGAGAACUUAAAAGUUAAAUCGUACAUGUGACGAAAAUUUUUACGAUAUAAUAUGAUUUUAAUUAGUUUGAUGAUUAUAAUUUAGCCAAUUGAUUGAAUUUCUAUAUAUUCAUGGACGUGUGUAUGUAAAUGAAUUGCUUCUUGCGUUACGAUACUCUCUCUAGUCUCUAAUUAUUAAUAAUAUCAGUGAUGCCUACUUGAUUGUAUAAUUACAUUUAAAAUAUUGCCGUAAUUUAAAUUAUGUUUGUGCAUUUCAUGGAAUUGGUGAUGCACAUGAAUUUAAUUAUUAUUCUAUUUACUUUAACAAUUAUUUACGUGCCUGCAAGAAAAAGAAUCUCGAAUUUUACUAUUUAUUAUGAUUUUCAAAUAUCAAUUAGAUUCAUUCUUAUCAUUUUAUUAAGUAUUUCGAUACAUAUUUAGCUUAUUAUCCUAAUAAUUUUACACAUGCAAAAUCUUAUAAUUGUAAAAUCUUUAAAUAUGAUUUAAUUUCUUUAAAAAAACUUUGUCCACUUUGACAUUUGUGAUGCUAGAAUGCUAUCUUCGCAUGGAUUAAUUUACCUUAAAAAUAAUAAUCAUGCCAUGUAAAAUUUCUUUACACAUUUUGUAUACGUGGCUUUUUGGGCGCCAGAUUGCUAUCAUUGGUUUAGUUUAAUUUAAUUAUCUAAUUGAUUUGAAUAAUUAAUUAUUAAAAAAUAUUCCUAAAGAACGAAGUGAAAAUUUGUCGCCAUCUUCGCCACACACAGAGAUACAUACAUCCGCCUCACAUAUUGCUACGCCUGAGAGGUAAAAGUCGUGUAAAGAAUUUUUUAAAUGUAGUCAACUAACUUUUAAUUAGUUAAUUGCUUGAAAAUGAUGGCAAUUCAGAAAACAUUAAAUAAAUGCAAAGACUGAUGAUGAA